AUGGCCACCCAGACUAUUACAGACGUCGGGCAGGAGUCCAAAACGCAGAACACUUUCCAUAAAGAUCCUCUUCGACUGAGGGGCGCUCUUGAUGGGUAUCAAUCCUUUGACGUUACGCCGAUCAUCGGUCGCGAGUUUGUGGAUGUAAACCUGAAGGACUGGCUUCGAGCACCCAACUCGGAUGAUUUAAUCCGUGACCUUGCCAUCACCAUCUCUCAACGUGGUGUGGUCUUCUUCCGUAAGCAGGACGAUCUUGACAACGACCUGCAGAAGGAGUUGGCUCAGCGUCUUGGCGAACUCUCGGGAAAGCCUGCGACCUCGAAACUCCACAUACAUCCCGUUAGUAACUCCGGUCGCCGACUUGGUGGCAAGGACGAUGAGAUCAGUGUCAUUAGCUCGGAGCAAGCAAAAGAAAUUUACAAGAAUCGUUUCUUGAACUUCUCCCAGAAAAAGCAGAGCGCAAAGGAAGGCUGGCACAGCGAUAUUACUUUCGAGCCAGUCCCGUCCGAUUAUGCAAUUUUGAGAUUGACUCAGUUACCGAAGACAGGAGGUGAUACUUUAUGGGCAUCAGGAUAUGAGCUCUACGACCGCCUUUCCAAGCCCUACCAGAAGUUUUUCGAAUCCCUGACCGCGACAUACGCUCAACCAGGCUUCGGACUUGCUGCAAAGGAGAAUGGUUUCGAACUCUACAGCAAGCCACGUGGUGCACCAGAGAAUGUUGGUUCAGAGCUGAUUGCCACCCAUCCCGUCAUCCGUACGAACCCUGUAACAGGUUGGAAGUCAAUUUUCGCAGUUGGACACCAUGUGCAGCAGAUCAAUGGGCUCACUGAACAGGAGAGCAGACGUGCGCUGGACUGGUUCGUGCAACUGAUUGUGGAGAACCAUGAUCUGCAAGUGCGCCACAGAUGGCAGAAUCCUAAUGAUCUUGCGAUCUGGGAUAACCGCAGUGUCUAUCACACCGCAACCUUCGACUACUUUGGGCUAGGAGAGAGGACAGGACAGAGGGCAGUGAGUCUUGGAGAGAGGCCAUAUUUGGAUCCAAGUAGCACCUCUCGGCGUGAUGCAUUAGGUCUGAAAGAGGCGUGA
This is a messenger RNA of Lindgomyces ingoldianus, 1086 nucleotides long. Its product is annotated as taurine catabolism dioxygenase. Gene Ontology annotation, molecular function: 2-oxoglutarate-dependent dioxygenase activity. Gene Ontology annotation, cellular component: cytoplasm. Bases 1 to 1086 code for a protein of 361 amino acids. The transcript has 4 exons. The record is from RefSeq and is a predicted model, not a curated record. Lineage: Eukaryota; Fungi; Ascomycota; Dothideomycetes; Pleosporales; Lindgomycetaceae.